AUGUGGCGCAUCGGGAUAUCUGUGUGGCAACACACAUGGCAUGAGGCGGUUACACGUGGAAAAGGUUGGACACACAACAUGUCGCAUAAAGCAAAAUGUGGUAUGGACGCGACGCAUCCACAAAAGGGGUGCGACGCGGAUGAUCCGAUCCGCAAGGACCAUGAUUGGGAAUUGUUUGAUCGUCUUUCUCUGAGGAAGAGGCAAAAUAGAAUCAACUUGAAUUCGGGACCACUAUUCGAAAUCUUAGUGAAACACUGGAUUUGUUAUCUCAUGUCUGCUUUUCGUGAAAAAAUACCAAUUGAAGUGGAGGGUUUUUUCAAACAACAAGGGGCUGGGUCAACUAUUAAAUCAAAUGAUAUUGAGCAUGUUUCCCAUCUCUUCUCGAGAAACAAGUCGGCUAUUUCUUUGCAAAAUUGUGCUCAAUUUCAUAUGUGGCAAUUCCGCCAAGAUCUCUUCAUUAGUUGGGGGAAGAAUCCGCCCGAAUCGGAUCUUUUGAGGAACGUAUCGAGAGAGAAUUUGAUUUGGUUAGACAAUGUGUGGUUGGUAAACAAGGAUUGGUUUUUUCGCAAGGUACGGAAUGUAUCGUCAAAUAUUCAAUAUGAUUCCACAAGAUCUAGUUUCGUUCAAGUAAGGGAUUCUAGCCAAUUGAAAGGAUCUUCUGAUCAAUCCAGAGAUCAUUUUGAUUCCAUUAGUAAUGAGGAUUCGGAAUAUCACACAUUGAUCAAUCAAAGAGAGAUUCAACAACUAAAAGAAAGAUCGAUUCUUUGGGAUCCUUCCUUUCUUCAAACGGAAGGAACAGAGAUAGAAUCAAACCGAUUCCCGAAAUGCCUUUCUAGAUAUUCCUCAAUGUCCCGGCUAUUCACGGAACGUGAGAAGCAGAUGAUUAAUCAUCUGCUUCCAGAAGAAAUCGAAGAAUUUCUUGGGAAUCCUACAAGAUCCGUUCGUUCUUUUUUCUCUGACAGAUGGUCAGAAUUUCAUCUGGGUUCGAAUCCUACUGAGAGGUCCACUAGAGAUCAGAAAUUAUUGAAGAAACAACAAGAUCUUUCUUUUCUCAGGCGAUCGGAAAAUAAAGAAAUGGUUAAUCUAUUCAAGAUAAUUACGUAUUUACAAAAUACCGUCUCAAUUCAUCCUAUUUCAUCAGAUUCGGGAUGUGAUAUGGUUCCGAAGGAUGAACCGGAUAUGGACAGUUCCAACAAGAUUUCAUUCUUGAACAAAAAUCCAUUUUUUGAUUUAUUUCAUCUAUUCCAUGACCGGAACAGGGGAGGAUACACGUUACACCACGAUUUUGAAUCAGAAGAGAGAUUUCAAGAACUGGCAGAUUUAUUCACUCUAUCAAUAACCGAGCCGGAUCUGGUGUAUCAUAAGAGAUUUGCCUUUUCUAUUGAUUCCUAUGGAUUGGAUCCAAAACAAUUCUUGAAUGGGGUAUUCAACUCCAGGUAUGAAUGGAAAACGACAUCUUUAUUGGUUUUAUUGGUUCUACUUCCUAUUUUUUAUGAAGAGAAUGAAUCUUUUUAUCGAAGGACUUACUAUAGUUGUUGGUAUUAUUAUAACACUGGGACCUUAAACUCUUAUAAUGGUUUAAAGUUUUUGUAA
Molecule: messenger RNA, 1593 nt
Organism: Lactuca saligna
Lineage: Eukaryota; Viridiplantae; Streptophyta; Magnoliopsida; Asterales; Asteraceae
Source: the annotation of a GenBank genome assembly